Messenger RNA from Brenthis ino (lesser marbled fritillary), 993 nucleotides. NCBI's taxonomy places the organism in Eukaryota, Metazoa, Arthropoda, Insecta, Lepidoptera, Nymphalidae. The record is from the annotation of a GenBank genome assembly.
AUGGGUAUCCUGAUCAUUAGAUUUGAAAUGCCAUAUAAUAUAUGGUGCGAAGGAUGUAAUAACCAUAUAGGUAUGGGGGUUAGAUAUAAUGCUGAGAAGAAGAAAAUUGGCAUGUACUAUAGUACUCCUGUAUACCAAUUUAGAAUGAAAUGUCAUCUUUGUGAUAAUCACUUUGAAAUCAAAACAGAUCCAGGUAAUCUAGAUUAUGUCAUAGUAUCAGGAGCAAGACGUCAAGAGAAUAGAUGGGAUCCUACCGAAAAUGGCCAAAUAGUUCCAGAAACAAAGGAAACACAAAAGCGACUGUUUGAUGAUGCUAUGUUUCGAUUGGAACAUAAAACUGGUGAUUUAGAUGCUAGUAAAUUAGAAAAGCCAAGACUCGGUAGGCUUGUUGGUAGAAAUGAAAAUGUAUGGAAAGAUGAUUAUGAAGCUAAUUGUACUUUGAGAAGAAAUUUUAGGAAGAGAAGAAAAGAACUAGAAGAAUCAGCAAUCAAUGAUAGUUUACUUCUAGCGAGAUCAUCUUUGGAUAUUAACCUACUACCAGAAUCAGAAGAAGAUAAAAAUAUGGCAUCACUUCUCUCGUUAAGACCCUCGAGAAGUAGUGAAGAGGCCCAAAAGGUUAAUAGGAACAAAUUACUACACAGCCCUGCAUUACCAAGUUCUAGCGGGCUUUUGACUAGUUUUGGGGGUCUAAAAAAAGAAGAAUCAUUAAGCAAGAGCAUGCCUCUAACUAGAAAUUCUUUAGGGAUAACAAUAAAAAAAAGCAAACAAAAUGAAAAUGCUUUAAACUGUACAGAAACUAAAAGUGAUGGUGUUGCUAAAAAUAAUGAAAUAAUUGGAGGAGAUGAAUUGAAAAAAGAUGUUGAGGUAAAAAUAAGUAAUGAAGAAAAUACUAAAUAUGAAGAGAAAGAUCAAAAGAUAGGCAAUGGAGAAAAUGAAGAAAAAAAUCCAAUAAGUUUGUCCUUAGUCGGUUACAGUUCAAGUGGAGAGUCUGAU